UCAGUCUGCGAACGCACAUCCAUAUAAACGCACCCUUAUCACAAUGACUGUCGCAGAAAAAAAACCCACGAUAAAAUUAGAGGCGGUGUCGAGAGUAGCCGCCCUGCCCAUCGUCGGUUCCGGGAUCGAAGUUACUGAGAAAAUUUAUCACAAGAUCAAAGACUCCAAUCCUCUAUUCCGAUGGUACCUGAACCUGGGUGAGCGGUCGUUGGCGGUGGGCGCUCAGCUGGCCCUCCCGGCGGUAUUGUUGUUGGAGACACCGAUACACCAACUGGACCGGUUUCUCUGCAAGAGUCUCGACCUGGUCGGGGAACAAGUGCCCAGCAUCUAUCUGCCGCCACAAGACAUGUAUUCAGAAACCCGUCGUUACGUGCUCAAACGCGCCGACUCGGUUAAGCAACUGGGCACUGCAGUGUUGGAUUCACGCGUCACAGCAGUGACUGCCACUGCUCUAGACCGGGCCCUCACCACCGCCGACAAGUACGUCGACAAGUACCUCCCACCGGAUAACCAGGACACAGCUGAAGUGACGAGUGCCGACGCGGUGGACGGCGCGGGCGGCGGGUCGUGCGAGGGGGGGCGCGCGUGCGCAGCGCAGGCGGUGCAGCACGGAGCGCGCCUCGGCAGGAAACUGCAGCGCCGGCUCACCAGGCAGGCGCUCGCUGAAGCCAAGGCUAUCAAGGAGCAGAUACACGUGCUCGUCUACGUUGCUGAAUUGGUCGCAACAGACCCCACGCUCGCUUGGAAGAAAGCAAAGCAGCUGUACGCUUCGCUCAGCCAGCCGGAGCCCGAGAACCAAGCACGUCCCGCCACCGUUGAAGAGCUGCUUGUUCUACUAGCACGCGAGACUGCCAGGAAGAUGGUCCAUCUAAUUAAUUACACGCACACUGAUUUACCUAAGAAUUUACGUCAAGGGCUGAAUAUGAUCACCAGACAUUUAUCGUCUUUAGCGGAUUCUUUGCUUAAGUCUCAGCCCGUAGAAACAGCAAUCGCAGAGGUGAAGACUUGGCGAAACAAGCUCGCCGCUCUACUACAACAACUUAAACAAACCUCACAUACUUAUUUGGAACACCUAGCAAUCUUCCUUGCGGGCAACGAAGAGAGAGAAAAGAUAGCCCCUCGCUCCUCUUAUGAACAACGGGACGACCUCGCUGCGAUCAACGGGGUCAACUAACUGAUAUACUCUUAUUAUAUUAAUGUCUUUCAAAUACGGAACUUCUUAACACUGAUGGACAACUUGCAAGUAAAAUUAACUUUGGAAAUAGACAAAGAGUAGCUACCAAAGAUAUCACGUUCCCAGAGAAGGAGAAUUAAUAAACUAAUGAAUUCUGCCAUUUGGAUAAGUCGAUUUCGUGUUUUUUGUUAUAUACAAAAACUCAUUAUUGGCUAAAAUUAUAACAGUUUUCUUUUAAAUAAAACAUUUAAUCGCGUUUUUCCCGAAGAUCACCUAGAGUACUUAAAAAAGUGUAAAACGUACCACUAUAUUUCGACUUUUGCAAUAGGUUUUCUCCUUGAUGUUAGCUACAUAAAUGUUACUAAUAUAAAUUAAUAAAGUCUGUCAGUGUUUCCCAAAAUAUAUGCCAUCUUAAGACCAUAAAAACAUAUACAUUGGAGUUAAGAAUGCGUACGUAAUUUCUUGAUCAUAUGCGGGUUGUCGUUGUCAUUUAACCCGUAUGCAUGCAAAAUCGAGUUUGAACCGGUUAUAAGCUUCAAAUGUGAAAUAGAAAGUAGGUACUGUGUAAUUCCUAAGUUUAUAAAUCGGCAUUUUAUAUAUUAGGGAUAAUAAAAAAAUAGUUUUAAACAUGAUUUAUUGUUAUUUAUGCUAGUUAGUAUUUUAUUUAUUAAAAUUAAGUUAAAUCUUCAAUACCAUAGCACGAAGAUCAUUAAUUUCAUCACCAUAUAAAUAAGUUUUUAUUGAAAAUAAUAAUAAACAUGGUAAUCUAGUUUGUAAGUCAUAUUGUUUCAUUUUUUUUUUUAAUAAAUAAUCGAGCGCGAGCCUAAUUAAGUGCUUAUUUUAAUUGAACUAUUGUUGUUUUUAUGAAUUUAUAUUUAAGUUGUUAAUAAUGUAAUUUCAUUGUAAGCAUAAAUUUUGUCAAUUUGAAUGUAGGUUACCGUUUUAAAGCUAAUAAAAUUGUAUACCUGAUACCUUUAUGUAAUAAGUUUGAAUAAAAUAAUAUUUAUUUUAAAACUAUUUUAGUUUAAUUUACAGUCAACCCGCGGUAAUCCGUCUCAAAAUGGCCUAAAAUUGCCCUAGAGUCGUAUUCUGUUUGAAUUUUAAUGAAAUCAUAAGAUAAUGAAACAUCUUUUAAACGGUUUUAUCGCGUUUGUAUUUUUUUUACAUAAGACUGAAAAUAUAAGAAAACAAAAUCAUAAGACUAUAAUAAAAAAUAUUUACAGUUUUAACAUAAAAUACAGUCUAAAGCUUCCUAUCUAGUUUAAGAAUGCGAUUGAUAAUAACAAUUAACUUACUACAAACUCAGAUUUAGAAGCUACAAUGAGGAAGUAUUUAAAAAUAAAAAGAAAGCACCAAAAAAAAGCAGAUGAUAAUAGGAGAUGGCGACUCUAGCAAAAGUUGAUUUUUGCAGGAAACGAAUGGACCAAAGAUAGUAUUUAAAAGUGAUAAGUGUAAGUUUUCCUCUAACCCGUUCACUAGUGAGCGCGUUAAGAAUUUGUAUGGAGAUUUGUAUUUAUUGGUAGCUACCGCUAGGGGCGCUGUACCGGAUUCCAUACUAAAAUCUUAACGCGCUCACGAUCGAUAGUGAACGUAAACGUCAAAAAACUUUACACUGAGCGCUCCGUUCUUUUUAGUUAACAUAUAAAAAAAAACUGAAAUUUGCAAAGUACGAAACGAAGAUAUCAAUACAAAUACGAAAAAGUACAAAUAUAAUAUGAGUUGUUU
This is a messenger RNA of Diatraea saccharalis (sugarcane borer), 2899 nucleotides long. The record is from the annotation of a GenBank genome assembly. NCBI's taxonomy places the organism in Eukaryota, Metazoa, Arthropoda, Insecta, Lepidoptera, Crambidae.